Aspergillus calidoustus is the source of this 780-nucleotide messenger RNA. The record is from the annotation of a GenBank genome assembly. Lineage: Eukaryota; Fungi; Ascomycota; Eurotiomycetes; Eurotiales; Aspergillaceae.
AUGACUCCCCCAGCGACCAGGAAACCAACCUUCGUCCUCGUCCCCGGCGCCUCUCAAAACCCCGCACACUACGCCUACCUCCUGCACCUCCUCCAAUCAGCCGGCUACGGCGCCUCAACUGGCCUCCUCCCCAGCAUCGGCGCAACGGGCCCCGUAACCGCCUCCGACGACGCAGACUACGUCCGCAACAGGCUCCUCCUGCCCUUACUCGACGUCGGGAACCAGGAUGUUAUCUUGAUCAGUCAUUCGUAUAGUGGAAUGCCGGCUAGUGCUGCAGCGCGUGGGCUGGGGCCCGCUGAGCGCAAGGCGGCUGGGAAGAGCACGGCUGUCCUCGGGCAGAUUUUCAUCGCGACAAUUUUGAUACCUGGCGGGGAUGGGUUGAGUGUUAUUGAUGGGUUUGGGGGGCAGUUGCCGCCGCAUAUGUAUAUGGAUAAAGAAAACAACCUCCUAAAAUGCGACGACCCGCUUCCCCCACUCUUCCACGACGUCCCGCAACCGCUCGCCUCCGCCGCCGUGCAAACAGCCCUCAGCCAAGGUCUAACCUCCUUCUCGAGCCCGUGUCCGCCGGCAAGCUGGAACACGGACGACUUCAAGGGUCGGAUCGCAUACAUCCACACGCGCGACGAUCGCGCUGUCCCUUACGAGGCGCAGGUCGCUAUGGUGCAGGCGACGGGCGCCGAGUGGAUUAGGCGCGAGGUCGACUGUGGGCAUAGUGCCCAGUUGGCUAAGCCUGAGGAGUUGAGGGAUGUUAUUUUGGGGGUGGCGGGGUUGUGGGUGUGA